GCCCCGCCCCGGAAGCGGCGCUGUCGCAGUGCGCGGCCGGAGCGGCGCAGCCGGAGCCGCCGGGGCCGCCCGAGCCAGCGGAGCCGCGGCCCCAGCGCCGGCCCGGGCCGCGCCAUGAAGGGCAAGGAGGAGCGCGAGGGCGGCGCGGCGGGGCCCGGCGCGGCGGGGCCGGGCGCGGGGGGCGCGGGCGGCGGCAGCCCCGAGAAGAGCCACAGCGCGCAGGAGCACAAGGAGCAGGGGAACCGGCUCUUCGGCGGCCGCAAGUACCCCGAGGCCGCCGCCUGCUACGGCCGCGCCAUCAACCGGAACCCCUUGGUGGCCGUGUACUACACCAACCGGGCCCUGUGCUACCUGAAGAUGCAGCAGCACGACAAGGCGCUGGCCGACUGCAAGCGGGCGCUGGAGCUGGACGGGCAGUCCGUGAAGGCUCACUUCUUCCUGGGCCAGUGCCAAAUGGAGAUGGAAAACUACGACGAGGCCAUCGCCAACCUGCAGAGAGCCUACAACCUCGCCAAGGAGCAGCGGCUGAAUUUUGGGGACGACAUUCCCAGUGCGCUGCGCAUCGCCAAGAAGAAACGCUGGAACAGCAUCGAGGAGAAGCGCAUCAACCAGGAGAACGAGCUGCACUCCCACCUGACCAAGCUGAUCGUGGCCGAGAAGGAGAGGGAGCUGGCGGAGUGCCGAAAGACUCAGCAGGAGGAGAACACAGACGAGAGCCGGAGCCGUGUUCAGCUGGCCAGCAUCGAGGCCAAACACGACAAAUACCUGGCAGACAUGGACGAGCUCUUCUCCCAAGUGGAUGAGAAGAGGAAGAAGCGGGACAUCCCUGACUACCUGUGUGGGAAGAUCAGUUUUGAGCUGAUGAGAGAGCCCUGCAUCACGCCCAGCGGGAUCACCUACGACAGGAAGGACAUUGAGGAGCAUCUCCAGCGCGUGGGGCAUUUCGACCCGGUGACGCGGAGUCCCCUGACCCAGGACCAGCUGAUCCCCAACCUCGCCAUGAAGGAGGUGAUAGACGCGUUCAUCUCGGAGAACGGCUGGGUGGAGGAUUACUGAGGGGCCGGGGGCGGCGCUGGCCCGCCCGGUGCCCUGGCACGGCUGGCUCUCCCCGGGCUGGCACCACGCCUUACUCGCAGCCCAGCUGUUCCCCCUCUGCCCCGGGCCUGGCGCUGGGCGAGGGCACGUCACCAUGUCCCCUUCCCGAGGAGCCGCAGCGGCUGGGCGGGCGCCACGGCUCCCCGGCUCCCUUGUCCCGCUCCAGGACCUGCCCGGGGGUUGGAAUGCUGGCUCCUCGGCAGUGGCCUCACCACCAUGUCUGUCACCCCCUCAGCCAGGGCAGCCGCAGUCCCCAAAGAGCACGUCCCGCUCCAGGGAUUGCCACAGGGGGCUUGCCGGGACGAGCACCUGGAGCCCCGUCCUGCCCUGUGUUUAGAGUUGUUUCCUCCUCCUUCCACCUCCUGCCUGGCCAGGGUUGGGUCCUCUUCCCAGUAAACAGCCACUUACCGGGAUGCUGCUGCACCCUCUGGCUUUUCCUGGGGAACAACUGCCCCAGGGCUGGAAAGGGCUGGUUCCCACCUCCCCUUCCCCACUGGGACUGUGGUUCCCUAAGAACAACCACCUGGGUUAAAGUUCUUCUUCCUUUUAAUGAAAUCCCUUAAAAACCCCACAAAAAAGAACCAACAGAUUUGCAUCCAACGGAGAUUCCAGCGUUUCGGUCGGCCGAUGGCCUGCCUGGCUUUUGAGCGCCCUCUGGAAGUUUGCCAAUGUCCAUUUAAAAAAAAAAAAAAAUAUAUAAAAAGAAUAAAAAAAAAUCAGCAAUAAACGUGGAAAAGGA
Motacilla alba alba is the source of this 1834-nucleotide messenger RNA. It is a transcript of the gene STUB1, whose product is annotated as STIP1 homology and U-box containing protein 1. Gene Ontology annotation, biological process: protein polyubiquitination; proteasome-mediated ubiquitin-dependent protein catabolic process; cellular response to misfolded protein. Gene Ontology annotation, cellular component: cytoplasm; Z disc. The record is from RefSeq and is a predicted model, not a curated record. Bases 115 to 1056 code for a protein of 313 amino acids. Gene Ontology annotation, molecular function: ubiquitin protein ligase activity; protein-folding chaperone binding. NCBI's taxonomy places the organism in Eukaryota, Metazoa, Chordata, Aves, Passeriformes, Motacillidae. The transcript is spliced from 7 exons.